Messenger RNA from Gordionus sp. m RMFG-2023, 3913 nucleotides. RefSeq names its product anoctamin-6-like. The transcript has 24 exons. Bases 11 to 3430 code for a protein of 1139 amino acids. NCBI's taxonomy places the organism in Eukaryota, Metazoa, Nematomorpha, Gordioida, Chordodea, Parachordodidae. Gene Ontology annotation, molecular function: protein dimerization activity; chloride channel activity. The record is from RefSeq and is a predicted model, not a curated record. Gene Ontology annotation, biological process: chloride transmembrane transport. Gene Ontology annotation, cellular component: plasma membrane.
UUUUAAUUGAAUGCAAAGGUUGUUGUCUGAAUCAAAAAUAAAUGUAGAUGGUAACCGUAAAAUUUCAGCAUCAUCUGAUGAGGAUGUUUAUGAUAAUUAUGAUUUAAAUGAAUAUCCUACUCAUUUAAGUAAUAACAAAUAUAGUUCUGUUAGUGGCUCACAUUAUUUUGAUGCAAUAUCACAUAAAUCAUUUAAGCCGAUUCGCACCCCGGGCAAUUAUAUGGACGACAACAAAAGAAAGAUCGACUAUAUCCUCGUUUACAAGGAACCCCUUAUCUACGAUGACGAAGAGAUUAAGAAAGAACAUAGGAGGUUGAUUUUCGAGAAAAAUUUGGUCAAAGAGGGCUUGCAGCUUGAGAAAACCGAUGCUAGGGAAAAUUCCCAAGGAUUAAUUUAUCUCAAAAUUCACGCGCCGUUCGAAGUUCUUUGCAAAUACGCUCAACUCAUGAACAUCAAGAUGCCUAUCAAAGAAGAUAACUUUCUAAUUCAAGUUAGCAAAUUCUGGAAAUAUUUCCAUAACCCAUUCGCCUUAUCCAAAAAAUACAAACCCAAGGAAAUGCAUUAUUUUACCUGUGUUUUUAAUCAAGCCUACAUGGACAGAUUUUUGAUCGAAGAUAAGGAAACAUUUUUUGACAAUGCCAAGAGGAGUAGAAUCGUUCACGAAAUGUUAUCACGUUGCAAAUUCGAUAUGCAAGCCGGAAAAUUUGGUUUAAACAAACUAAUAUCCAGCGACACGUAUAUUAGUUCCUUUCCUUUGCACGAUGGCCCAUUUUUGGAACAUCAAUCAGAUGCUAUGGAGGAUCGGUCUACCAAUAAUCAUCACCUUCCUAAAAAUGAUAGACAGAUAUUGUACGAAAUUUGGACGAAACCAAAAAUGUUUUACAAAGAACAGCCGAUCGGUUUGGUAAGGAAAUAUUUCGGCGAGAAAAUAGCCAUAUAUUUUGCCUGGCUCGGAUUUUACACCACGAUGCUCAUACCAGCUGCCCUCGUUGGCGUCUUGUGUUUCUUUUACGGACUAUUAACCAUCGAUAAUUACAUUCCCACUGAAGAACUCUGCGACAAGAACGGAGUCGGUAAUUUAACGAUGUGCCCAUUAUGCGAUGAAUUGUGUACUUUUUGGAAACUUUCUGAUUCCUGCCUUUAUUCCAAACUUACGUAUUUGUUCGAUAAUCCGGCUACUAUCGCGUUUGCAAUCUUCAUGUCUUUUUGGUCUACACUUUUCCUUGAACUAUGGAAACGCAAGCAAAACGAAUUGGCGUGGGACUGGGAUACGAAGGAUUUCGAGGAGGAGGAAAUAGUUCGGCCGGAAUACGAAACUCAAGUUAAAACGCUCAGGAAAAAUCCUAUCACAAACACCCUGGAGCCAUAUCUCCCACUUUACAGCAAAGCCCUAAGACUUAUGGGAGCCGCUAUCACCGUCUUAACUUUUUUAGUAGUGGUGAUCGGAGUGGUUUUCGGCAUAAUUCUAUACAAACUCUCCAUCGUUUCGGUGCUACAUUCUCAAGGCGACAAAAUUAUUAGUCAAAACGCAAAAUUAACCACAAAUAUUUCGUCGGCUAUUCUCAACCUCUUGGCCAUUCUUUUGCUCAAUAAAGUUUACUCAAAAAUAGCAACCAUUUUGACGGACUUAGAAUGUCCCAGAACUAGGACGGAUUACGAAGACAGUUAUACCCUUAAAAUGUUUCUCUUCCAAUUCGUCAACUAUUAUUCGUCUCUCAUAUACAUCGCUUUCUUCAAAGGAAGAUAUUCUGGAGAUCCCGCUGGAGGAGGCAAGAUUUUUGGCUUUAAGUUAGAACCGUGCGAACCUGCAGGUUGCAUGGCCGAACUUUUCAUCCAAUUCGUAGUCAUUAUGAUUGGGAAGCAAACAUUGAACAAUAUUCAGGAAUUAUUUUUUCCCGUGAUUAUGAAUUGGUGGCGACGACGUUCAUUCCUACGGAGCCUAUCUUCCCCCCUCCUCAAAAAUCAUAAUGCAGACAAUCAUGUCGUAAACGAGAAGGGUGCUACUCCGAUAUCAGAUAACCGGAAGGAAAGUCAAAAUAAUACUCACCAAGAAGAUAACGAUUCAACGGAUAUAUAUGACAACGUUAACGCUACCGAAAAAAAUGGAAAAUCCGAUAAAGAUAUACCUCAAUAUCAAGACGAUUAUAAUUUGGAAGACACGGGUCCUAUGGGGUUAUUCGAUGAAUAUUUGGAGAUGGGUAUACAAUUUGGGUUUACUACAAUGUUCGUGGCUGCUUUUCCCUUAGCUCCCCUUUUCUCGCUUCUGAAUAAUAUUAUUGAAAUACGACUCGACGCUUUCAAAUUUGUUACGCAAUUCAGGAGGAGCAUAUCUUGUCGGGCCCAAGAUAUAGGUGUUUGGUACGAUAUAAUUAACGUUAUUACAAAAUUGUCCGUAAUUACCAAUGCCAUGAUUAUAGCUUUCACUUCAGACUAUAUCCCCAAAAUGGUUUACCAAUACCAUUUCUCGAAAUACGACACGACAUCUGAAAACAAUCUCUUAUACAACCAAUCUAAUUACAAUCAAUACACCCUCGUAGGUUAUAUGAAUCAAAGUCUGUCCGUCUUUAAUCUGUCCUACCUGAAGCCACCUUUAAGAAGUAUCGACGGAAUCUAUAGUGGGAGUUACAGCGACGCGAACACGGAAAAUAUUUCCGUCUGUAGGUACAGAGACUAUAGAAUUGCUGUUCCCCCUUUCAACAUGAGCUACAAGUAUUGGGUCAUAUUGGUUACAAGAUUAGCUUUUGUUAUCAUUUUUGAGCAUUUCGUGUUCGUUUUGACCGAGCUAAUAGCCUACCUAAUCCCCGAUAUGCCCUACAUUCUCAAAGUUCAUUUGGCUAGGCAAAGACUCUUACUCAGAGGAGCUUUGUACGAGUACGACCUCGAUUCUCCGCUGAUCAACCCAGAACCAGGUGUAUCCAAAUCUCGAGCCUCCGAUAAUGUCCACGAAAAUGAGCGCGAGAUAAAUGCCGGAGGCUUGGACGUGAAAAAUAUUGAAAAUAUCGAUCCGAAAAAUCUGGAGGGCGCACGAGACAAAAAGAUAACAAUUAAAGCGGCUGACCUUGAUCCGCAAGCACAUUUUAGCGAUUUCCAAAGUGGUCUUACGAACAAGAAUACCACCCCCACCGAUAUUGCGCGAAAAAAUCUAGCGAUUCGAAAAAAGGUUAUCGAAGAACUCGGCCAGGCUCUCUCGAAAGAUUUACUCGAAAAUAAAAUAUUAAAGGAUCUCGACGAAUUUCAAAUUGGCAAGACGGCCAAAUUUGACGAAAAUAAUCGUUCGACUCAAAUAAAUAUGGACGAUACGCUUGGCGCAAUGCCAAAACAGAGAAUAUCAACAUCUCCGAUGAGGAGAGAUGCCUCCGUUCCAAGGAUAACCGGUAAAACGAGAGAUUCUUUCGAAAAAAGUCUCAUCAAAAGCACUAGAAAUAUUUGAAAAACGUCAUCUAAUAUUAAAUGGGAAUUAAAAUAUUCCUUGUUUGAUUUAUUGAUGGUCGUAAAUUAAAAGAUAAUAUAUAUACAAUCAUCAUAACGACAAAAUAAAAAUGAAACUCAUAGUAAAGAAAAAAUAAAUAAAUCCCCCCCCCCCUCACACAUAUUCUGAAAAUGAAAUUCGUUUUGUUUGAAAAAAAGAAAAAAUUAAGCAUUAUAUACUAAUUUUCUCUGCCCAUGUAAUAAAGUCUUCCAAACUAGAUUAUAUUCUUAACUUCCCUUCCCUCCUCCCUUCAUUCUAUCGUUUUUAUUAAUAUAUAUCAAAAUCUUCUAGUUAUUAUUUAAGAAUAUAAAAUAGAUACCUAUAUAUUAUUAAUUACCUUUUUGCGACGUAAUAUUCUUUUUUAGAGAAAAAUAUUUUAUUUGUAGGAUCUUUAGACAAGGUAUUUUUAAUAUAAAUAUUGCGAUAUUUUUUUAAAAAAAUAUA